Messenger RNA from Neohortaea acidophila, 1743 nucleotides. RefSeq lists its product as uncharacterized. Bases 1 to 1743 code for a protein of 580 amino acids. The transcript has a single exon. Gene Ontology annotation, biological process: fatty acid metabolic process. The record is from RefSeq and is a predicted model, not a curated record. Lineage: Eukaryota; Fungi; Ascomycota; Dothideomycetes; Mycosphaerellales; Teratosphaeriaceae. Gene Ontology annotation, molecular function: medium-chain fatty acid-CoA ligase activity.
AUGAAAGACGACCGGACGACUUUCGUCCCCAGGCACGUGGGCCGCAACAUCUUCCCAGGCUCGCCUUUCUUCAACCGCCUGCUCCGUUUCGCUCACGCUCUGCCCCCACGCAUAUGCGUCCGCGAUGACAACCUGGGCAAGGAAUUCACGCAUAUCCAACUCUUGUCCGACGUCCUGGCCUUUCGAGAAAAGGUAUGGAACGACUUCCUCACCCCCGAAGUUCGCCGACAACUUGACAACCGGGAGGAGGUGUAUUUCGCCAUUCUCGCCGCCGGGGGCUAUGAGUAUACCGUUGCGACGGUCGCGGCGCUCGCAAUGGGGGCCGCCAUUGUUCCCAUGACCGUCAUGUUGCCGCCAGAGGAGGCACUGUACUUUGCCACCAAGUCCAAGGCGGCGUGUGUGAUUUGCUCUGCUUCCGCGGAGAAGCUGGGCAGUGACCUCGAGCAGCUCGUCAGGAAAGGCGACCCGAACAGUACCUUCAGACACGUACCCGUGGCACCAUACCUCGGGAAUGCGCCGUUGCACCCCGGCGAGAUCUUCAUCUCCUCCGACCGCUACCUCCCAGAAUCCGAUCCGGGCGUGGUGAUAUUUACAUCUGGAACGAGUGGUCCGCCCAAAGGCGCCGUGAUGCGGCGAGGCUUCAUCCACGACACGGCUCUCGCAGUGGCAGACCACUACUCAUACGGGCCGGAAGAUACCCUGCUCCAUCUUCUUCCAGUGCACCACGCCACGGGUAUUGGCAUCAACUACUUUCCCUGUCUCAUAAGCGGCUGCGUGAUCGAAUUCAACAGUGGCUCCUUCAGCGCCGAAUGGACCUGGGAGCGGUGGAAGCGCGGCGGCAUCACCAUCUUCUCCGGCGUGCCGACCAUCUACAUGCGCAUGAUGCGAUAUUUCGAACAGAAGCUGGCCUCGCGAUCGGACGUGGACGAAUAUAUCCAGGGUGCACGCAACAUCAAGGCUUGCCUGUGCGGCACGUCGGCCUUGCCGAAACCUAUUGCUGACUUCUGGGCCAAGAUAUUGGGGAAGCGAAUCACCCUACGCUACGGCGCCUCAGAGUUCGGCGCGGUGAUCAAAGUGCGGCUCGGCGAUGAGAACGUGCCGGAUGGAUCUGUGGGCACGCUGUUCGCGGGCUGCGAUGUCAAGCUCCGCGACGAAGAGACGGGCGCGUAUGGCGAUCAAGGCGAAGUCGUGAUACGAUCACCCACGGGGGAGAUGUUCGCAAAGUAUCUGAAUGAUCCGGAGGCGACGAAAAAGGCCUUUACAUCCGAUGGGUACUACAGGUCGGGAGACAUUGCCCGGAAAGAGGGGCCUUAUUAUUGGAUCGAGGGCCGAGCAUCAAUCGACAUCAUCAAGUCCGGCGGAUACAAAAUCAGUGCUCUGGACAUUGAGCGCGAGAUCUUGGGUUUGGACUAUGUUUCGGAGGUCAUGGUGCUCGGCGUGGCCGACCUUGAGUUUGGCGAGAGAGUGGCGGCCGCGGUAGUCUUGAAGGCGCGAGGCGAUCAGACGUCCAAGGAACCGGUGGAAGAUCUUACAAUUGACCGGCUGCGACAAGACCUUCGAUCGCGACUUGCAGGGUACAAGAUGCCGACGGUUUUGCGAGUCAUGGACGAGGAGUUGCCCAAAUCGGGGACGGGGAAGGUGGUGAAGAAGGUGCUGGGUCCUCAAUUCUUUCCGAAGAACUACCUGGAGCUGAAGGAAGUACAAGCUUGGACGCCGCAAGAGAAAACAAAGGCCAAGCUGUAG